Molecule: messenger RNA, 777 nt
Organism: Nanorana parkeri
Lineage: Eukaryota; Metazoa; Chordata; Amphibia; Anura; Dicroglossidae
Gene: PPP1R14A
Product: protein phosphatase 1 regulatory inhibitor subunit 14A
Exons: 5
Coding region: 110-526 (138 amino acids)
Biological process (GO): regulation of phosphorylation
Cellular component (GO): cytoplasm
Molecular function (GO): protein serine/threonine phosphatase inhibitor activity
Source: RefSeq, a predicted model, not a curated record
CAUCCAGCACAAUAGGACCAUUGAAACACUCAGGAUUCCCUGCACACGUGGAGACAGCACUGCGAGGAAGGACCAGCAGCCCUCGACAGCCAGAACAGGACUUUCAAGAAUGGCAGCUAAUAAGGUUGGGAAGCGACUGAUUAAUAAAACCCACUCCCCAUCCAGGAACAGAGACUCAGGACAAGCCAUACAGAGGAGGCAAGCCCGAGUCACGGUCAAAUAUGACCGCAAGGAGUUACAGAAGAGGCUGGACGUGGAGAAGUGGAUAGAUGAACGUAUUGAGCACCUUUAUGAGGGCAGGGAGGUAGACAUGCCGGAUGAGGUGAACAUUGAUGAUCUUCUGGACUUGGAAACAGACGAGCAGAGAAGAAGCAGAUUACAGAUGCUGCUGAGGUUAUGUAAAAACAACACAGAGGAAUUCAUUCGCGACCUUCUCUUCAAGCUAAAAGGGCUCCAGAAACAGACACUUCUGAGGAAGAAUGGACUGGAGGUCAGCAAGGAGGAGCCGAUUCUGGAGCAUGCGUGAUCCUGUCCAAGCACAACACGCACUGCGGUCAUUGACCAAAGAGCACAAGUUUUACAUGAAGCAAAGAGAGACUUUUGUUUUCGUGUGUUAGAUUAUCAUUUCAUGACAUGUAAACCCCCGAGGACUUUUCCUUGAAGAAUAUCCUUGUCAAAGGACUAUACCUUGCGUGCCACAUUUCUGUUAUGUCUCUCCACUGAGGGCUCCACCAUUUUCAUAUUACAGGCCUGAAGCCUGAGCUAGAGUUGACUUAA